Molecule: messenger RNA, 410 nt
Organism: Fragaria vesca subsp. vesca
Lineage: Eukaryota; Viridiplantae; Streptophyta; Magnoliopsida; Rosales; Rosaceae
Product: protein ycf2 A-like
Exons: 1
Source: RefSeq, a predicted model, not a curated record
UAUUUCUGAACAAGUUCCUGGAUAACAAGCCCAAGGGUUUUCUUGUUGAUGAUAGUGACGAUAUUGAUGAUAGUGACGAUAUCGGCCGUGACCUUGAUACGGAGCUGGAGCUUCUAACUAUGAUGAAUGCGCUAACUAUGGAUAUGAUGCCGGAAAUAGACCUAUUUUAUAUCACCCUUCAAUUCGAAUUAGCAAAAGCAAUGUCUCCUUGCAUAAUAUGGAUUCCAAACAUUCAUGAUCUGGAUGUGAAUGAGUCGAAUUACUUAUCCCUCGGUUUAUUAGUGAACUAUCUCUCCAGGGAUUGUGAAAGAUGUUCCACUAGAAAUAUUCUUGUUAUUGCUUCGACUCAUAUUCCCCAAAAAGUGGAUCCCGCUCUAAUAGCUCCGAAUAAAUUAAAUACUAUGCAUUAA